Tyto alba (common barn owl) is the source of this 6466-nucleotide messenger RNA. RefSeq names its product beta-1,3-galactosyltransferase 6 (gene B3GALT6). The coding region runs from base 386 to 1429 and encodes 347 amino acids. NCBI's taxonomy places the organism in Eukaryota, Metazoa, Chordata, Aves, Strigiformes, Tytonidae. Gene Ontology annotation, biological process: glycosaminoglycan biosynthetic process. The transcript has a single exon. Gene Ontology annotation, cellular component: membrane. Gene Ontology annotation, molecular function: UDP-galactosyltransferase activity. The record is from RefSeq and is a predicted model, not a curated record.
UGGCCGCCGGGCGCCGCCGGGCGCGGUCAGGUGGCGCAGGGGGGCGGCCCCUCCGCCCGCCCCCCCAUCCCAUCCCCCCGGCAAGGCGAGGGCGGUGAGCGGAGCGGCGGCUGCUCCGCACACCGUGGGGCCGCGGCCGCUCCUCCGCGGGGCCCGGAGCCGCCGCUUCCCCACCUCGGGGAAAGGUGGAGGCGUGAAAGCAGCGCGGUGCGGACGGUGAUUAGCUCGGUGAGGAAGCUUGUCCCCGCUCGGCGGCCGUAAGCCGUUCCCGCUCCCCCCCCACUCCACCCCUUGGGGGGGGGAGAGGCGGGGCUUCUGCUUUUCCCGCCUAAACCUCCGGGCGGGCGGGGGCUCCGACCUCUCGCCCCGUCGAGGCCCGGCGGCCAUGAAGCUCCUGCGCCUGCUCUGCCGCCACAAGACGGCCCUGGCACUGGGCGGCCUGUCUCUUUUCGCCGCGGUCCUGCUUUACCUGGCCAAGUGCACCUCCGAGGGCCUCCGGCCCCUGCCAGCUCCCCGCGGGCUCCCACACAACCAGCCUGCCGUCCUGCCGCCGCGGGCUGCCAGGGGCCAGCAGCCCCCGGCUGCCCCGCCGCCUUCCCCUGAGGAGACGGCUUUCCUCGCCGUGCUCGUCACCAGCGGCCCCAAGUACAGCGAGCGCCGCAGCAUCAUCCGCAGCACCUGGCUCUCGGCUGCCGGGCGUCCCCCUCACGAUGAUGUCUGGAGCCGCUUCGUGAUCGGCACGGCCGGGCUCGGGGCAGAGGAGCUUCGCAGCCUGGAGCUAGAGCAGAGCCGGCACAGAGACCUCCUCCUCCUGCCAGAGCUGCGGGAUUCCUACGAGAACCUGACUGCUAAAGUCCUGGCCACGUACGUCUGGCUGGAUCUGCACCUGGACUUCCAGUUUGCCCUGAAGGCUGACGACGAUACUUUCGUGCGCUUGGAUGUGCUGGUGGAAGAGCUGAGAGCCAAGGAGCCGCGUCGCCUCUAUUGGGGCUUCUUUUCUGGCCGUGGUCGAGUGAAAUCUGGCGGCAAAUGGAAAGAGAGCGCCUGGGUGCUCUGUGACUACUAUCUACCCUAUGCUCUGGGUGGUGGUUACGUGAUUUCCGCAGACCUGGUGCGCUAUUUGCGCCUCAGCAGAGACUACCUGAACAUGUGGCAGAGUGAAGAUGUCUCCCUGGGGGUGUGGCUGGCUCCCAUUGAUGUGAAGAGAGUGCACGACCCCCGUUUUGACACUGAAUAUAAGUCACGAGGUUGCAACAAUAAGUACAUAGUAACUCAUAAGCAAAGCAUCGAGGAUAUGCUGGAAAAGCACCAGACCCUGGCUAAAGAAGGAAAGCUCUGUAAGGAGGAGGUUAAGCUCAGGCUUUCCUACAUGUAUGACUGGGGUGUACCUCCCUCCCAGUGUUGCCAGAGGAAGGAUGGCAUCCCAUGAAAGUCUGAGGAAGGAGAAGGCAGAGUGUUGAUGGACUCCCUGAGCUCGGUUACUGUUACCUGGGGAGAGUCCCAGUAACUAGGGCUUAAAAAUUACUCAAAAGAUUUUGCACGAUUCAUUGUCAAGAUCAAUGAAACAUGAAACUCCUAAGAGCUGCUGAUGUGGCAUGAUGUAGAGAUGUUUAAAAAAAAAAAAAAAAUGAGAAAAAGCAUAGAAAGGCUCAUGACAGGAUUGAAGGCAAAUAAUAGGAUGCAAAAUAUGGAUAGUACAGAAAAUUUGGGGGAGAUAACCUGAAUGAAAAGUUGCUGGAAGAUUUUUAACAGAUUCUAAGAUUUAUUUGCUAAAGAUCGGGACAGGCCUUUAUGCUGUCUUUAAGAUUGUGAAACUAGCAUCUGCUGUUUAUUUCUUGGCAAGGAAGAAGUGUCAGUUUGGCAAGGUUUGAAUAUUUUAAUGGGGCCACAAAUCAGCUGCUAUUGCCAGUGGGAGCAGGUGGCUGGUUAUUGACACAAGCAGUCAAGUAAAGGGAACAAUUGUACCUAGGAUAUUUGCAUUAGGGGAGGGAGAGAGUCUCUUCUUUGGCAAGUGCUCCAAUUUACAAGAAUGGAAUUAUUAGACCUUCUGUAUAACUUGUCUCUAAGCAUUUUGUUGUUUUAAAGACAUCAUGUACAUAAAUUAUCUGGCAGCUAUGGAGUAAGUCUAUAUUUAGAAAGGUGGAUGAGUUACGGUAUUUGGCAGAUAGAGAUCACGUUAUCUUAUUUUGGGGGCAAAUAGUUAUGCUACAAAGCUAGCUUUCAGUUGUUAGGCAUAGUUGUUGUUCUUAGUUUAUUCUCCAAACACACUGUAUAUGAAGAAAUAUUUCCACUCCCAACAGUAAGUCAUCUCACUGACUACUACAAGGUCAGACGUUGUAGUCUUCAGAUUUAUAUUGUUCUGGAUUACUUCUGUAAAAUGUAAAUUAGCAGGAUGAGAUCCAUGGAAGCUAUUUGGAGUUCAAACAAGAUUGCCUUAAUGUGGGUACCUCAGCUAAGAAAGUAAACUGCGUAUAGUCAAGAGAAAGAAACCCCACAAAUUGUUGUUUGAGGAGAACUUCAUCUCUCUUUUCAGGAGAUACGUUGCAAUCUAAGGAGACUAAUCCACCAACAGUCACAUUUAGAUGCCCAAAGCUAGACUGAAUUCCCUCCUCUCCAAUAGCACCUUUUAGUGGAACUAAAAAUAAUUUUACAGCAUGUCUAAGAUAAUUGUUCAAGCUAUAUAUCAGUAAAUGGGAUUAUGUCCCUUAGUCCUGUCUACACUACAAAUAAUUCUGGUACUUGUCGGUGUCAAUGCAGCAUUGAACAGUAAACACAGACGGGACAUUCUUGGCUGCAGAAAAGAUUGCUUACACAAUUUCACCAUGCUAUUUAUAUCUUCAAACCUUUAGGUAAGCCUGUCAUUCAAACAUUGUUGAAUGGCAGAUGCUCUAAUACUCAGAAAUAAAUUUUUUUCCAGUACUAGCACAGAGCUACUGACUUCCAGUAAACUUUAUCAACUACAGAUCUUUCAGUAUAAGAGUUUUUACUUUUAUGCCUGAAGCACAUUCUUAAUUAUCAGUUUUACUGUUUGUUGCACAGUGCACUUUCAUACAAUUUAAUUUCCUCUACUCCCUAGGUCAGUGUCUGUUCCCACCUUUAGGAAGUGACAAAUUGCAAAGGAAAAAAAAAAGGGGGGUGCCAGUAUUUCUCUAUUCUUGCUUCUUAAAUUAGCAAGUUAACAAAUCAUACCAAAGGAAUCAAGUAUGGGAUUUUUUUAUUAUUGUUCUGUUUUGAUUAAAUUAUUGAGGAUUAAGAAAAGUCUUCUGCAAAGGAUGAUAAUUCUCUAUUUUGAAAAUUCAAACAAAUCUUUGGAUUCCUUCUAAAACAAAGGUAAAUUAAGAUAGUGAAAAAAAUAAGUUAUUUUAAGAUGUGUCCAUUCUAAUGCAUGCUUAUUUAUUGACAGAUAGGGAGAUGUGCUUUUCAGCAAAGUAUACUAUUCCAAACCAAGAAUUUAACAAGAUUACAGGAAAUUUAAAUUGGUUUUAGCAUUAAAAAAAAAAAAAAAAAAAAAAUCUAUCUACCAUUUGGGGUUCACUAGUAUUGUGUGUAUAUGUGUGAUUAAACGCUUGUACUGUGAGUAUUUAUUUAUAAUUAUUGAGAAUGUAUUAUGUAUAGGAAAAAUAAGAUCGUUCAAUGUCAUUUUAAAUUUGUUUAAGGUGGUACUGUAAUGUCCAUGAGAAUUACAUAUCAAGCAGCGCUUGAAUUUGUUGGUGUCCAAGCCAUUAUUUAAAGUACUGGGAUCUGAACUGCAGAUCAAGUGUCUGCUGCAUGUCUCAAGCUAGUAAGAAUGUACUGCUUAUCCAUUGCUAUCAAUAACAGUUCAUGGAAGUUGUUUACAUUGUUGACUUUGACUCUCCCUACCCACAACCCCACCCCCUCAAAAAAAAAAAAAAAAAAGUGUUUUUCAUUGCUAGCAAAAUUAAUGGUGGAGAAAUGCUGGAUCACUAUCUGCCGUUUGGCCCUAUGGAAAACAUUAUGCAUACGAAUACUUAAUAGAUAGGAAAUUCUUUGGAAGAGUUUCUUACAGACGUGUCAGGAAUAGCGUGCGCCCUGCAGUACCUGGUGUGGCAGAUCUGACAGCACCACGGUGCAUCAUGCGCCCAGGGCACUGCCUGCACGCUUGCAGGGUGAAGCUCAGAAGUGAUGGCGACCGCUCUUACACGCUUGAUAUCUGGAUCUUGGUCUGACACAGCUUCCUUCCACCCUUUUCUGUUUAAGGUUACCCAUGUUUUGCUCUAGUUGCAAAACAAAUUAAUAUGGAAGGCUUGACAGAUUCUUGUCCUUUGAUAAGUAGCUUUAGUUUUCUUAGUAGACACCCCCUUACUGCAAAUAUAGCACUUAGAUUUCAAUCCCAGUUAUCUGGGGAAUUCCACAAAAGUGAAAGAUGAAGUUUUUAGAUUUUUUUUUUUUUGGUAUUUUAAGAGCGAAUUGAAUCAUUUGGGAGAGAGCAGACAACCCACAUGUGUGGGAAAACCCAAACAAACAUUUAACUUGUGCAGGAUUCUUUUUUAAUAUUUUACUAGAAAGAAUUUGCAUGUGAAAAACCUAUUAAUGUUAUUUUGAGUAAUCAAGAAACAUCUGUAUAUUGCAUGAGUGAGUCACUAAAGUUUCAGUCCAAAAUUCAUUUUUGAGCCCGUUUUUUCUAAAGCAAAUUGUAAAGCACAUUUUGAAUAACAUAAGAAUUGAAUAUUUAAAAAGUAGUAAUUAAAAGCUAUCAAUCAUACUUUCUCAGGACCAGGUUCUGUAUUUCCUGACACCAUCUCAGGAGUCUAGUACAGGAUGUUUUUAUACUUGAAAAGCAUGAUGUGAUCUUUGUCUGUUCAAAGUCGGGAAGAGUCUGACUUCAGUGAGUCCAGCAUUUGGGAGAAUGUUUCUGUGCUGCUGAGAAAUAAGCAGUUUUUGUUCUUUAUAGCAGCUAUAUUAGAGUGGAAAGUUUUAUUGUGGGCCUUAAUGAAAAUAAAAUUUUCCAGGAACAGAUUUAUCCUCUUUUUUGUAGCCAUUCUUAGUGACAAUAGGUUAGUGAUAUGUUGAGCUUCUUAUUUUUCUUUAUAUAGUGUUUCUGCUGUUUUCCAAGUUUUCUCUUCAUAAAUACUUCGCAUUUUUAAUAUUAUUGUUAGUAUGGGGAAAAAUUAUCAUCUUAGAUUUUCUAGAUAUCAGUGUGUUACUGUGAGUUAGGCAACUGUGUCAAGGCUAUAAGCUUAUGUUGUCAUCCAUUCAGUUGAGUUGAUCUGUAACGCUAUUGAGCUUGUUGUUAUUUACAGUUUAUUUUUUAAAUCAGGCAUUUAGCAUUCUAUGAGAGCUAAAAGAUACAGUAGAGAAAUUAAUUGUUAAUGAUGUGCCCUCUCUGUGACCAUAUCUAAGACUUAAUACUGAAAUAUUUAAAGCUGACAAUGGCAUAAACUCAACUAGAAAGUUAAUUUUAUUUUCCAGUGGUUUUAAGUUAUGUGCAACAUGACUUAAUUACGUUAGCGUGUAAAAACAAGUAGCUAAAAUAUUAAUUGCCAUACUAAAUAAACUAACAGUUCCACUUAAACCCUUAAGCUUCUAAGAAUUCCUAUAGUCCAUUCAAGAUUAAAAAAAAAAAAAAAUCCAAUUUAGAAAUUACUAUUCCCGGAACUGAAUACUUUCUUUUCUGAAUGUCUAGCCUUGUUCAUGUGAAAUUUUCUCAAAUACAGCUUCUGGGUGUCAUGCUUUUGACAAAUGUUAUGAUUUUCUGUAGUUGAAAUGCCUCAUUUUUGUGCAUUUAAAUUUGAAUUUCAUAUCUGUUAACACUACUGUUUGGGGGGCCAAGGUGUUAGCUUUGCAGAUUUGAUUAAAAGCCCAGCAGCAUGGGAAGGUGAUUAAGAGUUGCAUUUCUGUUAGUUUCUGUUCAGCUCAGCUCCAGCAUCAGAGUUGAAAUAUAGUUUCGGUAUUACUGUGUGCUUGACAAACUGUCAACACCUACACUACUAUACAUUUUAUUUAGAACACACUGCCUGCAAGACUCAAAUCUGUUGCUACAUGUACCUGUAUAAGAUAUGCUUUUACCUUGGAACUGGAACUACUUUAUGCCAACAUAAUAUGCCAGUUAUUACUUUCUAAUACAGACUAAUUAGGUAAUGUCUAGUAGAACUUGUAAACAGAUCAGUCUGUUACUCGUAGCCUAUCUGAAGCUGAAGGAUACAACAUAAGUGUGCCUUUACAAAACAGAAUUAGUGUGGGGUACUGUGCUGAGUAUGUUUUAAACGAUUGAAUGAAAUUGCACAUUUUUUGCAGCCACAGAACUUGUACCAUUUGGGGAUGGGGUGUGGCACACAGUCUAUUUGCUCAGCAUUUAUAUAGGAAAUCAACUGCUAGAAACCUGAAGCUAUCUGUGAUGAUGAAAACUCUUGGUAACUGCGUGUGUUGUAUAUUUAUGUCCUUUCAUGUAUGCCUUUAUUGGCCAAAGGAUCUCUGCAGUGAUUUCUAAUAAAAGACUUUUGCUGUA